This is a messenger RNA of Scomber japonicus (chub mackerel), 847 nucleotides long. RefSeq names its product N-acetylaspartate synthetase-like. Gene Ontology annotation, cellular component: mitochondrial membrane. The transcript is spliced from 3 exons. The coding region runs from base 65 to 847 and encodes 260 amino acids. NCBI's taxonomy places the organism in Eukaryota, Metazoa, Chordata, Actinopteri, Scombriformes, Scombridae. The record is from RefSeq and is a predicted model, not a curated record. Gene Ontology annotation, molecular function: L-aspartate N-acetyltransferase activity.
CUAGUUAGAUUUGAAAGACGAGUUAUAUCUGCAUCCUCUGCCUGCCGCAGCCCAUUAUUUUACAAUGUCUGAUAUGGAGGAAAAAGUGCACAAAGAGGAUUACAACAAACCAAAACCAAGACCAAAAGCUCAAAAUGGAUUUCAAACAAUAGUUGUGCGUGAGUUUGAGCCUGCGGACAAGCUGCAGGUACAGCAGAUCUUUUCUGAAGGGCUAAUGGAGAUGAUACCAGACACCGCCUUGAGAGGCUUGAGACAUCACCCUGAGAGUCUGCUGCUCUAUUCUAUUAUGACAGUGGCAUGUUUUGUCAUCACCAUGUGUUGGUGGGUGAUAGGACUCCUCCCUGCUUUUGUGCUGUGUGGGCGCUACUUCUUCAGCAGUCGUGUGAUACAUGGCUACCUGGAGCAAGCCAUGAGCACAGACAUGGGUGACAUUGAAGAGUUUUACAUGAAGUCCCCAGACUCCCGUCUGUGGGUAGCAGCGCUGGAAGGCAAAGUGGUGGGUGUUGUAGCAGCAGUCGGCCAGCAGGAGCCAAGAGGUUCAGUUGAAUUAAAGCGGAUGUCAGUUGACCGCAGCUGUCGACGGUGUGGAGUUGGCGUGGCACUGGGGCGUAAAGUGCUGGAAUUUGCUGUCACUCACAAAUACUCCACCAUUGUCCUGGGAACCACAGCAUAUACACCUGCUGCUCACCAGCUCUACAAGCAUCUGGGCUUCCGCUGUGUGGAGGUCACAAACGGGUUUGUCACACCUGGUGCGAGAUGGUCCCUCCUGGAACGAAUUUUCUACAGGGUCAGCCAUCAUCACUACAGCCUGGAUGUGCAAAAUAUCACUUUAAAUGGACAACACUGA